AUGUCUGCUACUAUUCCCCAGGAACAGUGGGCGCAGGUUGUUGAGAAGACGGGCGGUCCCGUCGUUUACAAGAAGAUUCCCGUCCAGAAGCCCGGUCCCGAUGAGAUCCUGGUCAAUGUCAAGUUCUCUGGCGUGUGCCACACGGACCUUCACGCCAUGAUGGGUGACUGGCCCCUUGACACCAAGCUACCCCUCGUCGGCGGCCACGAGGGAGCCGGCUACGUGGUUGAGCGUGGCGCCCUGGUGACAGAUGACGUGGUCAAGAUCGGCCAGAAGGUCGGCAUCAAGUGGAUCAACGGCACCUGCCUCUCGUGCCCUUACUGCCUUCGCUCGGACGAGCCCCUCUGCCCCAAGGCCGACCUCUCCGGCUACACGGUCGACGGCUCCUUCCAGCAGUACGCCAUCGCCAAGGCCGCCCACGUGGCGCGCAUCCCCGACGAGUGCGACCUAGAGGCCGUCGCGCCCGUGCUCUGCGCCGGUCUCACCGUGUACAAAGGCCUGAAGGAGUCCGGGGCCCGCCCCGGCCAGACCGUCGCCAUCGUCGGCGCCGGCGGUGGUCUCGGCUCGCUGGCCGUCCAGUACGCCACCGCCAUGGGCCUCAACAUCGUCGCCAUCGACGGCGGCUCUGACAAGGGAGACCUGGUCCGCCGGCUCGGCGCCAGCACCUACGUCGACUUCACCAGCACCAAAGACCUGGUCGCCGACGUCAAGGCCGCCAGCUCCGACGGCCUCGGCCCCGACGCCGUCCUCCUCCUCGCCGUCACGGAGAGGCCGUUCCAGCAAGCAACCGAGUACGUCCGCUCGCGCGGCACCGUCGUCUGCAUCGGCCUGCCCGCCAACGCCAAGAUUUCCGCCCCCGUCUUCGACACCGUCGUCCGCAUGAUCAACAUCAAGGGCAGCUACGUCGGCAACCGUGCCGACACCGUCGAGGCCCUCGACUUCUUCCGCCGUGGCCUCAUCAAGGUCCCCUCCAAGACGGUCGGCCUCAGCAAGCUCCAGGACGUCUUCGAGCUCAUGAAGGAGGGCAAGAUUGUCGGUCGCUACGUUGUCGACACCAGCAAAUAA
This is a messenger RNA of Geosmithia morbida, 1065 nucleotides long. RefSeq names its product alcohol dehydrogenase, propanol-preferring. The coding region runs from base 1 to 1065 and encodes 354 amino acids. The transcript has 2 exons. Lineage: Eukaryota; Fungi; Ascomycota; Sordariomycetes; Hypocreales; Bionectriaceae. The record is from RefSeq and is a predicted model, not a curated record. Gene Ontology annotation, molecular function: zinc ion binding; oxidoreductase activity.